Cyanistes caeruleus (blue tit) is the source of this 6276-nucleotide messenger RNA. Lineage: Eukaryota; Metazoa; Chordata; Aves; Passeriformes; Paridae. The record is from RefSeq and is a predicted model, not a curated record.
GGGCAAAGCCUUCCGGCGGGGAGAGGUGUCGCUGCGCAUGCGGGCCGGUCCGGUGGGGAGAGUGCGGCGGGAUGGCACUGCCAGGUGGAAAUAAGGAUAAUAUCAGAGCUGGAUGCAAAAAGUGUGGCUACCCUGGUCAUCUGACAUUUGAAUGUCGAAACUUCCUCCGAGUAGAUCCUCAGAGAGAUAUUGUUUUAGAUGUUAGCAGCACUAGCAGUGAAGACAGCGAGGAAGAGGAACUACAGAGAUUACAAGCCAUGCGUGAAAAAAAGAAUUUAAAUGAAGAGGAAGAAAAAAAGAAACAAAAAAGAAAAAGCAAAGAGAAAACAAAAUUUAAAAGACCAAGGAAAAGAUCUUCCUCAUCAAGUUCAGCAGAAGAGGAUGAGCCAAAGUCAAAAAAACAAAAAUCACACAAAAAAGAAAAGGGGAAAAAGCAUAAAUCUAAGAAAGGAAAACAUCAUAAAAAGGAGAAAAAGAAGAGACGAAAGGAAAAAAGUUCAUCUUCUAACAGUUCAGACAGUUCAAGUAGUGACUGACAUGCUGGUCUGUUUUUGCUUCGCUUCUGCAGAGAAGAUGAUUUUCCUUUCAGAGCAAGUUUAUUUAUGCUUUGCAAUGCUGUUGUAAAAUGGGAUAUAUAUAUUUUUGACAAAUCUAUUUGCAUACAUUAGUGCUUCAAAUUAUUAGAUGGACCAUUUAUGAAAAGAAUCUGCUUUUCUAUUUCAGAUUUAUUAGUACUAAUGCAAGUGGUUCUUGACUCUUAUUUUUAGUUCAGUUGUGAUUGUGUUUGUAACCUGUACAGUAAGAUGUGGUAAAUUUCAGUUUGCAAGCCUUUGUGUAGAACGAUAAGGACUUAAAUAUGCUUAAUGUCAGAAUGGUUACUUCAGAUUUGGAAAUUCAAGUGAGAUUUUCUAUUACCCUUUAAAUAAAUGUAUGUUUUACAUAAUGUUUUCUGCUUACAUACAUUAAUCAGUAAGUGCAAAUAUGAAUCAGUGUUCAGGUCCUGAGAGGGGAAGAAUGAGCAAUGGGAAGCUAAAAAAGAUCGAUCCUUCAAAAUUAUAUUCUAAAAUCGAUCUGGUCAUAGACUGUGAAGCAUAACUACAUAUUCCUUUGGCAGGAUCACUAUAAGCAAGCUGAAAAUAAACAUAAGCAAACAAAGGCUACUGAUUUUUAAAGUUCUUUUUCCUUGGGUUUUGUUCUUUGUCAUUUCAUCUUUGACAUAGAUGUAAAGGUUUGGAUAUCAAAACAAGACUUCCAGUAUUGAACUUCAGCUAUUUCUUCAUUCCUAUCAAUUGCUAUUAGCUUCAGUUUGCAUCUGAAUCAAUCAAUCAAUCACACUUUUGAAGGCUAACCUUGGCAUAACUCUACAGCAGUGAUUGCAUCCCUGCUACUCCACAGGCUCCAAAGGUCUUGCAGUACAAAGGUGAUGCUAGUACAAACAAGUGCCAUUCCCUGUCAGCUUCUCUCCGUUACAGAAUGAAAUGACCAUUUCCAGAAAGAAAGACAAGAACAAAGCAUAUGAAUAGUAUAUGGAGUGAGCAUGACAAAUGCAUAGAGUAAUGAAGACUUAACAACCUUCAUAUGCUUUCAGUAAACUCUGAAAUGCAAAUCAGUCUCUGUCAAUUGGCACCAGGAAACAAAAGCAGAUACUUGGUGUUUCCUUCAGUCAUCUUUCCCAGGUAGUGGAAGAAAAAUGUGCACAUUGGCAGUUGAGCUGCUAAGAUGGGAAACAAACUGCUAUAAAAUGCACCAAAUCCUGGAAUCACUGAAUUGAAACUGAAUGAAGCUCUUGUUUUACAAAUAGCCAAAGAAAAUACACAGUCACAGCACAAAAACUACAGCUUAAGUGUUCUCUGCAACUUGAGAGACACCAAGGAAAACCCUUCAGUCUCUUUCACAGUUUAAAGUGUAUACAUUUUUAAAAUAUACCUAGAGUAACUUAAAGCUACUUUCAACACAAAUAAUUUUGUGUAACAUGUAUUACCCUAAUCUGAAUACAUAUCAGAUUAGGACAGUUGAACAGCACUUAAAUAAUAUUUUUCUCUUUAGAUUCUGCCAAAAGUAUACUUCCAUGCUUAGUAGUUUUCACAGUCUUUAGAGCCAUUUUAACAAUAUACUUGGCAUCUUCAUAAUCUUAAACUUCUGAAGUCUUUUACCUGCUACUAGCAUCAUCUUGCAGUGAGGAAAGCUGUGUGUACAACUGCAAUUUAAUAUUAGUUUCCUGUGUUGAUGCCAUUUGGGUUUUGCCUUUUUUUUUCUUUUCUAUGUUUUCUGUACUCUUCACACAUAUAUUUGCAACUCUGUGACCUAUUGUAUUAGUAGCUAGUUUUCCCAGUACUUUUCCAUGGCCUUUCCCUAAGCAGAAAGACAAAACAAAUUCCAGAGCUUCAAGCCCAGCGGGGUACAAGGCUCUGUGCUGUCUUGGUUAUUCCUGGGAACCAAGGCUGAGAAUAACUCUUCAAGUUACAUUUUCAUGGACAAAGCACAACUGCUGAAGCAGGUGCUCCAGAGAAGGGGCUUGACCUGGAGGGGGAAUUCUUGUCCUAAGUGAUGCUUUUAAUCAAUUAUUUCAAUUAUUUCAGGAAAUUUUAAUUUCCUAAAACCUAUGAAAAUGUACUCCCCCCUGGGGGUGGGGGGUGUGGGCUUUUGUGGACAUCUUUCCAGAACUGUUCCUGAAGGCCUUAAAGUAAAGAUCCCCUUUUAUAUUACCUCCUUAUUAAAUUACCGAGUUUCAUUUCCAGGUUGGGCAAAGAGACAACAGUGAUACCACUACAAGCUCUGCCAGCACUGAAAUUUGUAUGAAUAUUACUUUAAAGAUUUAGUCAUUUGGUAGUGUCAACCUGUAUUGUUUAUAGGACUCUUUCCUGAAUAUUUCCUGCAGUUUAGUCAGAUGCUUUCUCUGUUGUAUUCUGAGCUCUCCUGGUAUGUGUUUGUUCUUGUGCACUCUGCAAGGAAGCAUAAAUGAUGGACAAACAAAAGUCUUAGCCAUAGGUACUCAAGAAGUAGAACAAAAAGAAAAAUAAAUUCUUUGUGAUGCAGUACUAUUAUGCAGCUUUAUAACUGGAAGAUUUUGGUUUAUUUUGCUUCUAAAAAAAGUCAUAGUGAAGAAUCAUAGCUCAGAAUUGCAGCAAGACAAUUAUGGAUAGAAAAAGCAGUGUCUAGCUCUGAACUUGGACUGAGUAACAUUUACAGGCUUGUUCUUUAAGGACAUGAAAGCUGCUGAGAUAAUGCACAUUGAACUCUGUAUUUAUUCAGUGCUUUUGUAGUUGACAACAGAAAAAAUCAUAGAUGCAGAUUCCUCUGAAAAGUAUCAUGAGUAAUGAAUCUGACGUGGUGCUUGUUAUCUGUUUCACGUAACAAUCAGUUCUAGGAACUCCUGGGAUGUAUUUUUAGAUCAUCUUUUGCAAUUCCUCACAUCAUCUCUCUCCAGUCAAAAAAGGACACAAUCUGUUUGUACGCAAAACAGAAUGUCAAACAUCCCAAACUUUUUCUCUCAACUGAUGAUUCAGUUGUGCUCUGAAGUCUCCACAGUAGAGCCAGUGGCAAAGCUGUUAAAACUUCUGAUAUUGCCAUGUCUUGUGCAACCAACCUAUCUUACCUUGUGAAAAUUACCACACAUGACAGACUCUCUUGGGCAAACACACACUUCAAUACUACAAUACACACCUCCUACUACAAUGCCUCUGCCCCAAGGCAGUAGUACCUAAGAAAGACUAAUAGAAAUUAUAAGAUACAAAUCACUAUGAAUAAUAAUAACGGUGAAUAGAGAAAAACAUGUCAAAAAUGUUUCUGUAGUAAAAAUGCCAGAACAUUUACACUGUUCACAAGAAAUUCUAGUAUAACAAUCUAUGAAGACGAAUUCAAGUGAUAAAGAAGAACAUGAGAUGAAGUGGUGGUAGCAGAAAACAAAAAAGCUACAAGAGUAAAGAACCCAAAGUUUAUCUAGAAAAGCAAUGUUAUCAUUUAAAUAAUAGCAAUAAAGAGAAAAGUCUGAAAAAGGCUAUUUUGUAGAGUUAGUUCAUUUAAACUUCAGCAAGAUGUGGUUUAUUUACAGUUUGCUGUGUAAGCUAAGUAUUUGUCCCACUGAGAAGGUGUACUGUGAAGGAGUGAUUAAUCCUUAUUUAUCUGUACUGUGUAUUUUCCUCAGGCUUUAACCUAGUAUAAUUGUUUAUAACAUACCCUGCCAGAAUUUUGACUAUCAGAGAAUUUUAACAAAGAAUAAAGUUGACCUGUAAGAAACACAUUGCAUGUUUUUAAUUGUCCAGGAGUAGAUUUAAGCUGAAAAUUGGAAGAAAUUUUUUUUCAUCAAAGAACUGCAGUCCCAGAAGAGCUAGAAAUAACUUCUGGAAGAGGGAGCCGAGUACAUGUAAUUGCUCAAAUGAAGAUAUGCUUGCAUUAGAUAGUAAUAGACUGGACAAAUAGAUACAGGUGCUCUCUUGUAGAUCAGAAUUCCCUUUGCUAGUGGUAUGUAAUACAUUUUUUAAAAAUAGAAGUGAGAGAAAUACCACUCCAAGAAAUGGUACAGAUGUUACAAGGGAAAGGCUCAAAGUACUAGUGAGAUGGAGACUGGUAGUUCAAAGCCAAGUGAGUUCAGGCAGGAAAAUGUCUAAGACUGGCAACACAAGGCUAGAUCUGGACAGCACAUUAUGCAUACACUUGGAACAGCCGAAGCUGAAAAAAACCAACCUCCACAUUAGAGGGUACAACCACCAAUUAAAGAGUAAAAGUAAAGUUAAAAAGUUAAGUCUUGAAACAUGGGUGGGGCUAGAAAAUAGAAUCUCAGGGAAAAUAGUUUUGGAUUUGAGACAAAUUAUUCAGGUGUAGAACAGUUAAAAGUCAUUGUUACAACUUUUGCCACACCAUGAUCCCUAGAAAAUAUGUCCUGCCCACUUGUAUUUAGCCUAGUUCAGUUUUUUGAAGGAGAAAAGGCUGGUUCUGCUGGCAAAGGGUAAGUUUUCCUGCAUAUCAGUCAGUGCCUUCAAGGUUGUAGAACUUAAACAGGACCACAAACUUCCCAAAAAAUGCUACAAGUCUUCAUUGAUUGGAGUGACUUACGACGAAGUAUGAGCAGAAAUAGAUGUUUCUUUAGCUUCUCUUGCCUCUUGUCUACAAAGCUGGACAAUAGGUAGGAUGUCUCUUACAGAGGUAAUAAGGAAUUUCACCAUUACACAGACAUAAGACCAAUAGGCAUUUAAUGCACCACUGUAUAUUUAUUCCUCAGAUGGGACAGAAGUUGGUUAUUGUGUCUCUCCCAUUCUCUGACACAGAUUUUCUAGGUUGUAUUGGAUAUACAUGGACCUAUUAUGUAAGUUAACAUGCUGAUUUUUUAUGGUACCUUCUCAUUUUGGGUUAGUUAACAUGCAAGCUGCAGCACGUGUUAGCGUGCUGUCUACUGCUGUAUGCUUGUAUUUUGAUUCUACUCUGAAAAAUUUAGACUUUACAGUGUACAUAGUUAUGUGAUUUCUUAGACUGGUAUUUUUUAUGACAUUAAAUGUGAAAAAUGGGUGCUGCCAGUGGAAGGUGGCUGUAAAGAACCUGGUUUUGAAAAGCUGGAGGUACACAAUUUUAGUAAAAGAGAGAGUUGGUGAAAUUUGACAUAUUUGGUGGCAAGAGGAACUUAUACUUGCUUCCUACCCUGAAAAAUAAUGGUGUCCUGAACUUGUAACACUUUCAACUAAAAUGUUCAAACUCCAAGAAGGAUUUAGAAAGCAAAUGCUGCUUUCCUCAGUAUUCUCCUGGAAUUGCUUGUUACCAUUUGGGAGUUUAUUGUGAAAUAGGGGGUAUUUCUAAGUACUCAGAAAGAAAAUAAUGUUUCUAAACAAUCUCUAAAUAAUCUGUAUUUCAUUUCAUUGAGGGAACUUUUAAACUUUGAUCCUACACUGCCGUAUUCCAUUAAAUUAAAAUGUAGAAAUAUCAUUAACUUUUAUCUUUAUUUUACUGACACCAUGCUCUGGGGCUUAAAAAGUUUUCUUGUUUCCUUUUGAAUUAGUAAAAGAUAAUCCACUGCAUUCCUAAGUAAACCAAUGUAUCCCUUGAUACCUCAUCAAUUCAGAUACUUACCAGGACUUUGUUCAUUAAAAUGUUUAUACAUUUGUCUUACUAAUGUAUGUUCCAUUGCAAUAACUGUGGUUAAAACACAAAGAUAUGAGCUGUCAUACAACUUGGCAUAUGAAAUUCCCUGUGAGGAUAUGUGGUCAGGUAAUGAAUAAGACAUGGUCACUGCUUUAUCUGCCCAUCUGAUUCUCUGUGUGUACCAAUAAAACAGGACUUCAAAAGAAA